UGGCGCUAGAGAGUAAGCGUCCAUAAAACACGGCAGCGAUGUCAGGCAUUGUUUAUUUUGCGUGCUUCGGCAGCUCGUUUAAACGCUGAAAAUAUCCUUAUCGUUCCCUAGUUACCACCGGAAUACACCAGUUCUGCUUUUCACGGGCUGUGUUAGUCUUUCAGAAAGCUGUUCAUGCUGUUAUCUGUGUAGUGGGAGCUGUGCGCGCGUCUCAAGGAGCUCCAGGAGGACUGACGAUAUUUUUAAAUGGACAUAUUUUAAUAUUUAUCCAUCUGCUCGAUACGGUAAGCGUUAUAUUUAACUGACAACUUAUAAUCUUGCAAUAUAGCUACCCCCGACGGAUCUUCGAAGCGCGUCGCUUCCCUAAAUCUGCUGCGCGCUUUGACGCUUGGAUAAGCUGGAGGACAGCGACUCCAUACUGGAGCACGGAGAGAAGAUUUGUUUGAUGUCCUCGUGAGGAAACCGAGCUGAAGAUGUGGGUGAACCCUGGGGAGGUGUUGCUGGCCAGCGCGCUGUGGAUGACAGAGAGAGCGAAUCCUUACUUCAUCCUGCAGAAGAGAAAGGGCCACGGAGACGGCGGAGGAGGACUCGCGGGUCUGCUGGUUGGCACCCUUGACGUGGUGCUGGACUCGAGCGCCCGUGUGGCCCCGUACAGGAUCCUCUACCAGACCCCCGAUUCCCUGGUUUACUGGACCAUCGCCCACGGGAGCUCUCGUAAGGAGGUCACGGAGAACUGGGAAUGGCUGGAGCAGAAUCUGCUGCAGACGCUCUCCAUCUUCGAGAAUGAGAAUGACAUCACCACCUUCGUCAAGGGCAAAAUACAGGGCAUUAUCGCCGAAUACAACAAAAGCCAUGAAAUCAGAGAGGAUGAUGACACAGAUAAGUUUAAGGAGGCCAUCGCUAAGUUCGGCAAGCUCUUCGUCAUGCCGGAGGAGGAGAAGCUGGUGAACUAUUACUCCUGCAGCUACUGGAAGGGCAAGGUGCCUCGGCAGGGCUGGCUGUACCUCAGCAUCAACCACCUCUGCUUUUACUCCUACCUGCUCGGGAAAGAGGCUAAGCUGGUGAUCCGCUGGGCUGACGUGACUCAGCUGGAGAAGAACGCCACGCUGCUGCUGCCGGACAUGGUGCGCGUCAGCACACGCUGCAGCGAGCACGUCUUCUUCAUCUUCCUCAACAUCAACGAGACCUUCAAACUCAUGGAGCAGCUCGCCAACAUAGCCAUGAGACAGCUGCUGGACAACAAGGGCUUCGAGCAGGACCGCUGUCUGCCCAAACUCAAGAAGAAGUCGCCCAAGAAAGUGUCGGCCCUCAAAAGGGACUUGGACGCCAGGGCUAAAAGCGAGCGAUACCGGGCGCUUUUCCGCCUGCCGAAAGACGAGAAAUUGGACGGCCACACAGACUGCACACUAUGGACCCCCUUCAACAAGAUGCACAUCCUUGGACAGAUGUUCGUCUCCACUAAUUACAUCUGCUUCACCAGUAAAGAGGAGACCAUCUGCAGCCUGAUUAUCCCGCUCAGAGAGGUGACCAUCGUUGAGAAAGCCGAUAGCUGUAACGUCCUUCCCAGCCCCUUGUCAAUCAGCACCAAAAACAAAAUGACUUUCCUUUUUGCCAACCUCAAAGACCGGGACUUCCUGGUGCAGAGGAUCUCGGACUUCCUGCAGCAGACCACCUCCAAAAUCUACUUUGAGCGGGAGAUCACGGGCAGCCUCAGCAGCUCAGACGACGAGGUGUACUCUCAGCAGGGCAGUGUCUUGUCCUAUAGUCCGCAGCGCAGUGCACUCAGCUCUGAGGGAGACAGUGACAGGCAGUUCAAUCUCAAUGAGAGCAGGGUUCCCACGGCAACACAGGCCCUGAUGACCAUGUACCGCCGGCGGUCCCCGGAGGAGUUCAACCCCAAACUGGCUAAAGAGUUUCUGAAGGAGCAGGCCUGGAAGAAUCACUUCACCGAAUACGGCCAGGGAGUGUGUAUGUAUCGCACAGAGAAGACCAAAAAGCUGGUGCUGCAGGGCAUCCCGGAGAACAUGAGAGGAGAGCUCUGGCUCCUGUUUUCUGGGGCGAUUAACGAGAUGGCCACUCAUCCCGGUUAUUAUGAGGAUCUGGUGGAGAAGUCGAUGGGGAAAUAUAAUCUGGCCACAGAGGAGAUCGAGAGAGACCUGCACCGCUCUCUCCCAGAGCAUCCAGCCUUUCAGAACGAGAUGGGCAUCGCUGCCCUGCGUCGAGUCCUCACUGCGUAUGCCUUCCGCAACCCUAACAUCGGCUACUGCCAGGCCAUGAACAUCGUGACCUCCGUCCUGCUGCUGUAUGCUAAAGAGGAAGAGGCCUUCUGGCUCCUGGUGGCCUUAUGUGAGCGCAUGCUUCCCGACUACUACAACACCAGAGUCGUAGGUGCUUUGAUGGACCAGGGUGUGUUUGAGGAGCUGGCUCAUGUCCACGUUCCUCAGCUGUACGACUGCAUGCAGGCGCUGGGGCUCUGCCUGUCCGUCAUGCCCUUCGAGAGCGCCGUGGUGGUGGUCGACUGCUUCUUCUACGAGGGCAUCAAGGUCAUCUUUCAGCUAGCGCUGUCGGUGCUCGACGCUAACAUCCAUCAGCUGCUGGGCUGCAAAGAUGACGGAGAAGCCAUGACCAUCCUGGGCAGGUAUCUGGACAACGUGACUAAUAAGGACAGCACUCUUCCUCCAAUCCCUCAUCUUCACUCACUCCUGACGGAUAACGGGGAUCCUCAUCCUGAGGUGGACAUCUUCAAACUCGUGCGCAUCUCCUAUGAGAAGUUCGGCUCCAUCCGGGCGGAUGUGAUUGAGCAGAUGCGUUUCAAACAGAGGCUGAGAGUGAUCCAGGCCAUUGAAGACACCACCAAACGCAAUGUGGUGCGGACCAUCAUGACGGAGACACCCUUCAGCAUCGAUGAGCUGGAGGAGCUUUAUACACUCUUUAAGGCUGAGCAUCUGACCAGCUGUUACUGGGGCAGCACCAGUAACCCCAUGAGCCGGCACGACCCGAGCCUGCCAUACCUGGAGCAGUAUCGCAUGGAUCUGGAGCAGUUCAAAGUGCUGUUUGCGCUGCUCUUCCCCUGGGCCUGCGGCACGCACGCUGACGACCUGGCCCUGCGCAUCUUCCGUCUGCUGGACCACAACACCGACACGCUCAUAAACUUCAGAGAGUUCAUCAGCGGCCUGAGUGUCCUGUGUCACGGUGACCUGACGGAAAAACUCAAAUUUCUGUACAAGAUUCACAUACUUCCAGAGUUGCACCAUGAGCAGGAGGAGCCCGACUCGGCGUGUGAAGCUAUGCAGUAUUUUUUUGAGGACAUCACCCCAGAGACCUCCAGCGGUACUGCUGCAUGCUCACACUCACCACACAAAAUAGGCCUCGACCAAAAGAACAGAGCCGAGAAGGACGAUGGUUUUGUCGGAGUCACUUUUAAAAGUGAAAAAGUUAAGAAAAUGCACACUCCGGAUUACCGGAUGUACCUGCGCCUGUGGAACCAGGAGACCAACGCAAAGUUAGAGAACAUGAAGGAUCUGCCCAAACUCAACCAGAGUCAGUUCAUCGAGCUGUGCAAGACUCUCUAUAACAUGUUCAGCGAAGACCCCAGCGAGCAGGAGCUGUAUCACGCCACGGCUACAGUCACCAGCCUGCUGCUGGAGAUGGGAGAGGUGGGCAAACUCUUCUGCAGUCCCGCUCACAAGGACGAGGACGACGAUGAGGACGACCGCAUCCCAGCGUGCAGGAGCAAGCAGGAGCGAGCGCGCCGCAAACCUUGCGAUGGCGAGACAAACUCCUGCGUCACGGGUCCGUUAGAGGACAUCAAACUGGAGGACUCGUCCCCCAAAGACAUGGCCACGUCCUCCGCCAUGCUCAUCUCCGACGACGAGACCAAAGAUGACACGUCCAUGUCCUCCUACUCCGUCCUGAGCACCGGCUCCCACGAGCUGAACGAUAAGCUUCAGUGCGAGGACAUCGCGGAGGACACCGUGCUCAUACGCAACGGUGGUUUACCUCACAGCGCCAGCAUCGAUAAGGACUGGGCCAUCACUUUCGAGCAGUUCCUGGCCUCAGUGCUCACCGAACAAGCCCUGGUGCAGUACUUUGAGAAGCCGGUGGAGAUCGCCGCGCGAAUAACCAAUGCCAAGAACGUUCGCAAGGUGGGACACCAACACAUGUCCGUCAGUGACUAUGAGAUCUCGCUAUCAGGCUAACGUGCUAAACUAUAAACUAGUACCUCUGCAUUCACAACUCUAUUUCGGGGUUAAAGGAGUAGUUAUCCAAAAAUUAAAAUUCGGGCAUCAUUUACUCACUUUUAUGUUCCAAACCUGACUGACUGAAAUUUUUCGCAAAAAGUUCAUGCUAGCUUUUCCAUACAAUGAAAGUGGAUGGUGACCAUCUCUGUUGAGCUAAAAAAUUACAAGAAGCAGCAUUAAAAAUAGACAUGUACGCUAUAUAGUGAGUUUUCUAAAGCCAUAUGCUAGUAAAUAACAACUUAAAGUUCAGUAUGUUUCUCUCACAAACCUAUUUUAUGACUUUAGACAUUUUGUAAUAAUCAUAAUAGCCACUUUUAUG
Messenger RNA from Sinocyclocheilus anshuiensis, 4560 nucleotides. Its product is annotated as TBC1 domain family member 9-like. Lineage: Eukaryota; Metazoa; Chordata; Actinopteri; Cypriniformes; Cyprinidae. The record is from RefSeq and is a predicted model, not a curated record. Gene Ontology annotation, molecular function: calcium ion binding.